AUAUGGUGCCAGCCACAGGGGCAGGCACGCGGGCCCUGGAUCAGAGGUGUGCCGCUACCCCUGCCGGUAUGGGCCCAUUACGAGGCACCAGCCUUGACCGUACUAACGGUCGAACAAUAUGAGGAACUAGCAGGCAGCGUUGAAUUAGAAACGCAACACUUAUUGCGUGAGCAUCGCUAUGACACCAUUGGCAAUUUCCUUAAAUUUUAUAAGGACUAUAUUGCAAGUGGUGAAACCGUACUGGAGAGAUUUUAUCACAAAUAUCAACCACUUAUAACACGUGAACAUCAUACCUGUGUGGGUUUGGGAUUUGAAUUGCUAUACCGUUUAAGAUGUUUGAAUAAACGAUUUCCUGGUAUAGCAGGUGGCCUCUACUUAGUAUCCUGUGAAGAGACGAUCGAUAAUAUUGCUAAUUAUGUUGGUGGACCACCCGCUGCAGAUAGCGGAGAAAAGGAACAUGUAUUAGUAUGUCUGAAAAUCGAAAUUGGUGGACGAAAAGGAGUUAUGCUCCUCGAUCCUGGAUAUCAUGUAGCUCGAGUAAUUACUGUGAUGGAGGAUAAGUUAUACCCACAUACGGGCUGGUUUAUUCAAUCUGAUGAGCCAGAUUGUAAAAAAGAGUACAAUUACUUUCUAUGCACUAACGAUCCUGAUUACAUUGAGUGGCAUGAGAGAAAAACUCGAUCUGGUACCCUAGAGAGAACACAAGUUGCUCUUAUAUACGUGGCAAGGCCUUAUUUAACUGCCAUCGAUGUUACUGAACGCAGAAAUUUAGUUUAUAACUUCAGGAGCCUUCUUGCAAGAGAUACUAAAGGUCAUGUUACAGCUGGUAUAUAUUUUCCUGUUGUGCUCGAUAUAAACAAUGCACAAACCUUUUCAAUUUUUUAUCAAACUAACAAUGGCAAAAAACGAAUUAAAAUGGCAUUUAACAAAUUCUGCAGUUCACCGAAGAUAAAUCCUGGUGCCGAAGAAAAAGAAGUCAUUGCUGAAUGUGCUCGGCAAUUAGGUCUCUCGCAAGUUACCCUAGAGGAUCUAUUAUGUACUCUUGCUACAGUUAUGAGUGACUCAGCCUUCGUGGCUCAACUCCUGGCUAUUAAUUCAAGAAUCAACACUUUAGCAGAGGACAAUUAACAGAAGUCAAUCUGCCCUGUGUGGUGCAGACAAUAUAUAAUGUAUCAUUUUUUUUGCCGGCUUUCCUCUUACGUUCUUUUUAUUCUGUUGAUGGUUAUCUUAAUAGCUUUACUAUGUACUACAGAUAUUAAUUUUAUUCUGAUUAUAAAAUAGGGUAUAAUAUUUUUUAAUGAACUUUAAUAAAACUUAUGUAUUUAACGCAUUGUUGUUAACAGUUUGAUGAAAAUAUUAAUGUAUGUAUUAAUAAUUUUUGAAGAUUGUUUUCAAAAUUUAAUAAUAGCAUAUAUUUACACCAUUCUUUAUUAUUGCUUAUAUAAAUAUUUAAUCGUAGGUCUUUUUGAAGUUUUAGGAACUUGAAUGCUUUCAUUGAAACAAUACUGAGUAAUAUUAGUUUCCUGUUUAUGUUUUAAAGAACAAAAAUCAUAAAAAAUGGUGGUAUUAGGGAUGACUUAUAUUCAAUCUCUUUGUUAGUAUAAAGGUGGAUUAAGUUAUACUAAAUCUAUAAUUUUUAUUUGAAUAAACAGAGACCAGAAUCAUUA
Molecule: messenger RNA, 1667 nt
Organism: Bombus pyrosoma
Lineage: Eukaryota; Metazoa; Arthropoda; Insecta; Hymenoptera; Apidae
Exons: 4
Coding region: 505-1128 (207 amino acids)
Source: RefSeq, a predicted model, not a curated record